AUGUAUAACGCCAUCGGCGAGUGUUGCCCGCGUCUGCAGAACUUGGCACUCAGCAGCAUCGGAGUGUACGAGGAAAUCAUGUACCCGAGAGAGCAGUGCUUCAAUGACCUCAGAAGUCUAGAGGUCUGGUCAGCGCUGACAUCCGAGACUAUGAACUCCACAAUACUCCGUCAGUUGCUGACAUAUUGCCAUCACUUGCAGAAUCUUCUUAUCAAAGCCACUGAUGCCAUAUCAGAUAAACUUCUUUACGACAUUUGGCGGGAAAACGAGAUGAAACAGCUGUCCCGCCUCACGAUCGACACCUGCCCCAACGUCACAGCUGAGGCCAUCCACCAGCUGCUCGACAUGACCAACAACCUCACCCUCAUUCGACUGUGGGGUUGCUUCUUCAUCACGAAGAACGACGAAGCCAAACUCCAGAAACGGAUUAAGGACGAAAACUGUGAUGUCUAUCUCGAGUGGUAUUGUUGGGAAGGUUAAAUUUGGGGGGAAACAUGGCGAUUUUUUUUUUUUUUUUUUUUUUUUUAAGAUGAGAUGGUUGUUGUUGUUGUUGUUUUGUUUACAUAACGGGACUGCGUGCGUAAGUGAUUAUAAUGGUUUUAUGAAUUAUGGUAUAUUGGAUUUUUUUUUUUUUUUCAUUUCUCUUCUUUCUCCGGGAAUCAUAUUUUUGAAUGUUUAAAUAAGGUUUUUUUUUAAUGUUCUGGUUUGUUUACUGUGAUCGUUUUCUGUAAGUUGAAACUACUGAGAGAUUUUGUGAGUGGUUAUCAGUAUAUAAACACCAUGCAAAACUUUUAAACAUAAAUUAAUUAAGUCAUAUCAAAGUUCAACCGCAUAUCAUUAUGUUAUGUUAUCUGUUUUUUACCGCCGUGUCCCCAGUUGUGAUUAUAUAUAUAUAUAUAUAUAUAUAUAUAUAU
Penaeus chinensis is the source of this 914-nucleotide messenger RNA. RefSeq lists its product as uncharacterized. Lineage: Eukaryota; Metazoa; Arthropoda; Malacostraca; Decapoda; Penaeidae. The record is from RefSeq and is a predicted model, not a curated record. The transcript has 4 exons. Bases 1 to 480 code for a protein of 159 amino acids.